This is a messenger RNA of Acaulospora morrowiae, 351 nucleotides long. NCBI's taxonomy places the organism in Eukaryota, Fungi, Glomeromycota, Glomeromycetes, Diversisporales, Acaulosporaceae. The record is from the annotation of a GenBank genome assembly.
AUGGCAAAAACAAUACAUUCUAUCGCUAAAAUAUUUAAAGAUCAUAUCGACACGAUGCCAAAUAUCCCUUUCCUUGACGUUGCACCUAUAAUUGAUCAAAUGCCCAACACACGAUGUGUUCUGAGUCCACCAGGGGCUUUCUAUUACAUUAUAAGAUCUACAAUUAAUCAAGCAGGCCUUAACACUUACUCGUCAAUAAUUUUCGAUGAAGCCAUAUCAUGCACAACUCGGUGGAUUUGGGCCACGUUGGAUGAAAAUGAAAGAGAACGUUAUCGCUCUCUCUCAAUGCGAGUAAAUUAUGCGAACGGAAAUGGGCAACAAUUAGCAAAUAAUGCGAACGGAAAUGGAUGA